GUGAGCUUUACACAAUUUUACCACUUCCUGGAUUUUAAUUCUAGUUAUGCCACUGUGAAAGCAGUGUUACUACACUCUUUUAAUUAAGUUGCAUUCAGUGCAAGAACGUUCACCGCUAAAAGUAUUUUCAAAACUGUCACUUAACGAUGUCUAAUUUAAAAUGUAAUGAACCAACGUCUUAUAUAAAUAAGACACUAUCGUGUGGUUUUGAUAUAGAGUUCACUAAUAUAUGUUAUGCAGUUCAAAUAAGGCCAAGUUUGUUAAACGCGGAAACAAAAGUGAUUUUAAAUGAUGUUAGUGGAGAAUUUCGUAAAAAACAAUUAGUCGCCAUUCUUGGAUGUUCAGGAUCUGGAAAAUCAACAUUGUUAAACAUUCUUUCGGGAUAUAAAACUAAUGGAUAUAAUGGAAGUAUAUCUAUAAAUGGAAAUUCUAAAAUAAACUUAAAAUUAUUUCGAAGACAAAUUAGUUACAUUUUGCAAGAUGAUAUAUUGCAACCUCUAUUAACUGUACAGGAAUCAAUGGAAUUCGCCAUGAAAUUUUUACAUUCGGGUAUAAAGAUAGGACAUCAGAAAAAAAUAUUAAUUGAAGAAAUUUUAAAAAUUUUAAUGCUCUAUGAAAAAAGACUUACAAUGGAAAAAUAUUUGUCUGGUGGAGAAAGAAAACGGUUAUCUAUUGCUUUAGAAUUAAUACGCGAUCCUAAAGUAAUGUUUUUAGAUGAACCUACAACGGGUUUGGAUGUUGUAUCCACCAAUCAAGUAGUGUCUACAAUGAAAAAAUUGGCUUUUUCAGGAAAAACGAUUGUAUGUACUAUACAUCAAUUAUCUGCUUCUAACUUAAUAUUAUUUGACUCAUUGUACAUUCUUACUCCUAGUGGACAAUGCAUGUACAAUGGUUCACCUUCUCAUCUAAUCAAAUAUUUAAAUAACUUUGGUCUCUAUUGUCCACUUUAUCAUAACCCUGCCGAUUAUGUAAUUGAUGUUAGCAGAGGCUUGUUUGGAAACAAAGUCGAUAUGCUCGUUGAUAGCCUAAAAAAAAUUAAAAAAUCGUUAAUGUAUGAUGAAGAAAAUUGCUGUCUAAAAAAUGCUGAAGUAUUAAGAACUGCCAUUGAACUAUCCGAUCCUAUAAUUCAUACAAGUUACACUACUCAAUGCUCUAUUAUAUUUAGUAGACUUUUCCUUAUAGCUAAAAGGGAUAAGUUUCUCACGAACGCACGAUUCAUGGUACAUAUAUUUUUGGCUUGUACAUUUGGAUUUGCUUACUAUGACAUAGGUCACAACUUGUCAUAUUCUCUGGACAAUGUUGCAAUGAUGUAUUUCUGUUUACUACAAUGUGUUUACACAUCCGCAUACACACUUGCUAUGAAAUUGCCUAUGGAAUUGUUUGUUGUAAGAAGGGAACACUUUAAUCGAUGGUAUUCAUUAGGGCCUUACUAUUUGUGUGUCAUAAUUUUAGAUCUACCACUUCAGGUAUUUAGUAUAUCAAUAUAUUCUAUUUUAAUCUAUAUAUUAACUGGACAACCGUUUGAAUACUUCAGACUACUUAUGUUUUUACUAAUGAUAAUUACAACUACAUUAUUUUCACAAUCAUUGGGAAUGUUUAUAAGUGUAAUUUUCGACAAUUUUGUAGUUAUUAUUGUGACAAUUAAUUUAGUCCUUUUACCAUGGGUGAUGUUUAGUGGUGUAUUCCUGAGAAUUAGAGAUACAUCUAAACUUUAUAGAUGGAUUUAUGAUUAUUCUUUUUUAAAAAGAUCAAUUCAAGGUAUUUUACAUUCUAUUUAUGGAUUUAAUCGACCAUCAUCUGACUGCGUCGUGGAGUAUUGCUACUACAGAUCUCCAAAAGAAUUACUCAAGGACAUAGAUAUGCCUGAAAACAAUUACUGGUCAAACAUUUUAUUUAUUGCUACAUUAUAUUUAAUUAUGAAAAUUUUAACUUAUGUAGUUCUUAAGUAUCGUAUAAGAAUAAACAAAUGAAUUUAUUAGUUAAUACUUGAUUACAUUUCACACAAAGAAGAUCAAUAUUUUCCCACAUAAUUUAAUAUUUUAAAUUACCAUUAAACUAUUUUUAAUGUCUUUUGUGUAAUAAUUUAUAUUAUAACAUCUUGAAAUAAGCAAAUGAAACGAUAUUUAUAGAUAAAAAAGUGUCUUUUAGGAACUAACCCACACCUUGAGUUAUCAUUUCUAAUAAAAAUGUUUUCUCUUUGGUAAGAUAUUUUU
Messenger RNA from Daktulosphaira vitifoliae (grape phylloxera), 2213 nucleotides. Its product is annotated as ATP-binding cassette subfamily G member 4-like. The coding region runs from base 147 to 1970 and encodes 607 amino acids. Gene Ontology annotation, molecular function: ABC-type transporter activity; ATP binding; ATP hydrolysis activity. Gene Ontology annotation, cellular component: plasma membrane. The record is from RefSeq and is a predicted model, not a curated record. Lineage: Eukaryota; Metazoa; Arthropoda; Insecta; Hemiptera; Phylloxeridae. The transcript is spliced from 12 exons.